AUGGAGAAGCGAAGGGCCCUUCAGAGGCUCUCGGUGAAGAAGCAGCCCUGCCCGGCACUUGGACGGCUUGGCUGUGUCUUGCAAGAGGUGAGCAGUGACGUUUUGUUCAAUCUCUCUUUGUAUGCACUUUUCUUCGGGACCACAGCACGCCAGGGAGAGGUGGGUGGGGAGCAGCACCUGCAGUUGCAGGAGGCUGGUCUCCGCAGGUUAGAGAACAGCCUUUCUUCCCUACAGAACAAUUUCAUCAACCUCAGCUUUCUCCGCCUCUUCCGUGCUGCCUGGCUCAUCAAGCUGCUGCUCCAAGGCUACACCAUCGGCAUCCUGCUGUGGACCUUCGUCCAGUCCUUCAAGGCCCUGCCCUACGUGUGUCUGCUCAUCGCCAUGCUGUUCUUCAUCUACGCCAUCAUCGGCGUGCAGGUUUUUGGAAAUAUUGUCCUGGAUGAUGACACCAGCAUCAACCGGCACAACAACUUCAGGACGUUUAUGCAAGCCUUGAUGCUGUUGUUCAG
Messenger RNA from Callorhinus ursinus (northern fur seal), 509 nucleotides. Lineage: Eukaryota; Metazoa; Chordata; Mammalia; Carnivora; Otariidae. The record is from RefSeq and is a predicted model, not a curated record.